Messenger RNA from Echinops telfairi (small Madagascar hedgehog), 1767 nucleotides. It is a transcript of the gene RXRG, whose product is annotated as retinoid X receptor gamma. Bases 210 to 1601 code for a protein of 463 amino acids. The transcript has 10 exons. Gene Ontology annotation, molecular function: retinoic acid-responsive element binding; nuclear receptor activity; zinc ion binding. Gene Ontology annotation, biological process: retinoic acid receptor signaling pathway; positive regulation of transcription by RNA polymerase II; response to retinoic acid. NCBI's taxonomy places the organism in Eukaryota, Metazoa, Chordata, Mammalia, Afrosoricida, Tenrecidae. Gene Ontology annotation, cellular component: nucleus; RNA polymerase II transcription regulator complex. The record is from RefSeq and is a predicted model, not a curated record.
UGGACUGCACUAUGUGGACUCUGGGACCUGGAGGCAGAUUCUUGACUAAUCCCGGAGGGCUGGCCCAGCCGGAGCUCCCCAGGCUGCUAGGAAGCGAUGACCACUCUUGUUAGCCCAAGUUGAAGCGAGCGCAGCUUUGCCUGGGGAGCUGGGAGAGGCCGUACUCUUCAGAAGACUGGCACAAGAAAAAUAUGAACUGAGGAGUAAACAUGUAUGGAAAUUAUUCUCACUUCAUGAAGUUUCCCACCGGCUUUGGCGGCCCCCCCAGCCACAGUGGCUCUACUUCCAUGAGCCCGUCGGCAGUCUUGUCUGCAGGGAAGCCAAUGGACAGCCACCCCGGCUACACUGACACCCCUGUGAGUGCUCCACGGACUCUGAGUGCAGUGGGGCCCCCCCUCAAUGCUCUGGGUUCUCCUUACAGAGUCAUCACAUCUGCCAUGGGCCCCCCCUCAGGAGCUCUGGCAGCCCCUCCGGGAAUCAACUUGGUGGCCCCACCCAGUUCUCAGCUAAAUGUGGUGAACAGCGUCGGCAACUCAGAGGACAUCAAGCCUUUACCAGGGCUCCCAGGGAUUGGAAACAUGAACUACCCAUCCACCAGCCCUGGGUCUCUGGUUAAACACAUCUGUGCCAUCUGUGGGGACAGAUCGUCAGGAAAGCACUACGGGGUGUACAGCUGUGAAGGCUGCAAAGGCUUCUUCAAGAGGACGAUCCGGAAAGACCUCCUCUACACGUGCCGGGAUAAUAAGGACUGCCUCAUUGACAAGCGCCAACGCAACCGCUGCCAGUACUGCCGCUACCAGAAGUGCCUGGUUAUGGGCAUGAAGCGGGAAGCGGUGCAAGAAGAAAGGCAGAGGAGCCGGGAGCGAGCAGAGAGUGAGGCAGAGGCUGCCCAUAGCGGCCACGAAGACAUGCCUGUGGAGAGGAUUCUAGAAGCCGAACUUGCUGUUGAGCCAAAGACAGAAUCCUACGGUGACAUGAGCGUGGAGAACUCGACAAAUGACCCUGUCACCAACAUAUGUCACGCGGCUGAUAAGCAGCUUUUCACCCUUGUUGAAUGGGCCAAGCGCAUCCCCCACUUCUCAGACCUCACGCUGGAGGACCAGGUCAUUCUGCUCCGGGCAGGGUGGAACGAGCUGCUGAUUGCCUCCUUCUCCCACCGCUCCGUCUCUGUGCAGGACGGAAUCCUUCUAGCCACGGGCUUACACGUCCACCGGAGCAGCGCUCACAGUGCUGGGGUCGGCUCCAUCUUUGACAGAGUUCUGACGGAACUGGUUUCCAAAAUGAAGGAUAUGCAGAUGGAUAAGUCGGAGUUGGGGUGCCUGCGAGCCAUUGUGCUGUUUAACCCAGAUGCCAAGGGUCUGUCCAACCCAUCUGAGGUCGAGACGCUGCGAGAGAAGGUGUAUGCCACGCUCGAGGCCUACACCAAGCAGAAGUAUCCGGAACAGCCAGGCAGGUUCGCCAAGCUGUUGCUUCGCCUCCCAGCCCUGCGCUCCAUCGGCCUGAAAUGCCUGGAGCACCUCUUCUUCUUCAAGCUCAUAGGAGACACGCCCAUUGACACCUUCCUCAUGGAGAUGUUGGAAACCCCGCUGCAGAUUACCUGAGCAGCACCAGCCACAGCCUCCCCACCCAGCAUUGCCCCUGGGCAGGCGUGUAUGGAGACCCCACCCUGCACACUUCCCGUGUACUCUGCCCUCCAGCUCCCACUCUGACCCCCUUCCGGUUCCCAAAAUGUGAUGCUUAUAAUAAAGGAAACCUUUGUAUACUUGA